CCCUCACCGCCCCACAGCAGCAAGGCAGUGACAUGCAGGUCCAGCAAGUGGAGAGCAGGGAAGAUGGUGAGAGAGCGAAUGGAGUUCCCGGUGGGGAGCAAGAGUAUAGGGUGUACACGCGACGGUGGGCCAUGCUCGCCCUCUUCUGCAUGCUCGGACUGAUGUGCUCGCUGCUGCAGAUGACUUACGCAGCUGUGCAAGACAUCUCGCGGCUCUACUACGGCGUCUCUACCACAGAGAUCAAUCUCAUGGCCACGUCGUACAUGCUGGCUUUUCCGCCCUUUACCCUCGCUGCUGCCUAUGUCCUCCAUGUCUCCUCCCUCCAUGUCUGCCUCUCCAUCGGCAUGGCUUUUAUGGCCGCAGGCACAUGGCUGCGAUGGAUCGGCGCCACGCCCAACGGCUUCAUCUGGGCUAUCACGGGUCAGUCGCUCACCGCCAUUGGCCAGCCUUUCAUCGUCUCGACCAUGACCAUGUUUUCGGCCUCGUGGUUCGAGCCGGAGCGCCGAACUCUCGCCACUACCUUUGCCUCCUUCACCAACGUGCUUGGCUCGGGCGUGGCGUUUGGCAUGAACCCAGCCAUCGUCAAGACAGGCUCGCAACUCAAGGAUCUGACCUUUGGCCAGGCCGUCUUCACCUCGGCCCUUGCCCUCGCCACCUUUAUCUUCUUCCGCUCCCGCCCGCCGACGCCGCCGUCGCCGGCCGCCGACGCCGCCGACUCGGGCAAGGCCGUGACCAAGGCUGCCGCCCUCGAGGCUGCGCCGCUGCUCGGCGAGCAGGCCACACAACCGCGAGCGACUCCGGGCUACAAGUCGUUGCUCACCAACGUCAACUUUCUCAUCAUCCUGCUGCUCUUUGGCCUGGGCUUUGGUGCCUUCCAGUCGUACCUCACCGUUCUCAACCAGAUCCUCCUCCCCGAGGGCUUCACCACCGAGGAGGCCGGUAACGUCGGAGUGUGCGUCAUCGGUGCCGGCCUGUUUGGCGCCUUUGCCGCCGGUGCUGUUCUUGAUGCCACCCACGCCUUCCGGCCCAUCAUCAUUGCCGCGCUUACCGGUCUCCUUGGCUCGCAGUGGUGGCUCUUCCUUCGCCUCUCGCACAUGUCGCUCGCGGUCGAGGUCACUUUUCCGGUCCCCGAGUCGGCGUCCAACGGCCUGAUGUAUAUGAUCGGUACCGGCUCGGCGUUUGUCCAGGUCCUUGCCCUCGACGCGCUUCAGGAUCCACACCCGCCGCGCAAGAUGACCAACUCGCUCUGGUUCCUUGUCAUCGAGUGGACCGUCCUUUACCUCCUCUCGUUCUUCAUCCGGCCCAACUAUCUCCGUCGCGAGCACGAGCUUGCCCAGGCCAAUGCUGCUCUCGCUGCGCCCGUCGGUUCUGGUACGAGUCCUGCGCCGGCGGUUGCCGCUGCCACACCUGACCCACCGACCGGCCCAAGCCUGGCCACCGCUGUGGCGGUAAACACGUGA
Messenger RNA from Thecamonas trahens ATCC 50062, 1460 nucleotides. RefSeq lists its product as uncharacterized. The record is from RefSeq and is a predicted model, not a curated record. NCBI's taxonomy places the organism in Eukaryota, Apusomonadida, Apusomonadidae. The coding region runs from base 33 to 1460 and encodes 475 amino acids. Gene Ontology annotation, molecular function: transmembrane transporter activity. Gene Ontology annotation, biological process: transmembrane transport. The transcript has 2 exons. Gene Ontology annotation, cellular component: membrane.